Messenger RNA from Cariama cristata (Red-legged seriema), 3953 nucleotides. It is a transcript of the gene WDFY1, whose product is annotated as WD repeat and FYVE domain containing 1. NCBI's taxonomy places the organism in Eukaryota, Metazoa, Chordata, Aves, Cariamiformes, Cariamidae. Gene Ontology annotation, molecular function: metal ion binding; protein binding. Bases 63 to 1097 code for a protein of 344 amino acids. The record is from RefSeq and is a predicted model, not a curated record. The transcript is spliced from 11 exons.
GAACAAUACGAGUAUGGCUGAAGAGAGACAGUGGACAAUACUGGCCCAGCAUCUAUCACACCAUGUCAUCGCCAUGUUCAUCCAUGGCUUAUCAUCAUGACAGCAGACGAAUAUUUGUAGGCCAGGAUAAUGGAGCUAUCAUGGAGUUUCAUAUUUCAGAGGACUUUAAUAAGAUGAACUUUGUGAAGACCUAUCCAGCUCAUCAGAAUCGAGUGUCUGCUAUUACUUUCUGCCUGACAUCAGAAUGGGUUAUCAGCACGGGUCAUGACAAGUGUAUCAGCUGGAUGUGCACCAGGAGUGGGAGUAUGCUGGGGAGACAUUACUUCACCUCUUGGGCUUCAUGUCUACAAUAUGAUCAUGAAACUCAGCAUGCAUUUGUUGGUGAUUAUUCUGGACAGAUCACACUCCUGAAACUUGAGCCAAAUACAUGCUCGGUUAUCACAACACUCAAAGGGCAUGAAGGAAGUAUUACUUCCCUGUGGUGGGAUCCUGUUCAACGACUGCUCUUCUCAGGUGCCUCUGAUCACAGCAUUAUCAUGUGGGAUAUUGGUGGAAGGAAGGGACGAACACUGCUGCUCCAGGGACAUCAUGACAAGGUGCAGGCUAUCUGUUACAUCCAACUGACACGGCAGCUGGUAUCUUGUUCAGCUGAUGGGGGAAUUGCUGUUUGGAACAUGGAUAUCAGCCGAGAAGAGGCUCCUCAAUGGCUAGAAAGUGAUUCCUGUCAGAAGUGUGAACAACCUUUCUUCUGGAAUAUAAAGCAAAUGUGGGACACAAAGACAUUAGGGUUGAGACAGCAUCAUUGCAGAAAAUGUGGGCAAGCAGUGUGUGGCAAGUGCAGUACCAAACGGUCAAGUUACCCGAUCAUGGGAUUUGAGUUCCAGGUCCGUGUCUGUGAUUCCUGUUUUGAGUCAAUCAAGGAUGAAGACCGUACUUCCUUGGCAACCUUUCAUGAAGGAAAACACAACAUUUCACACAUGUCCAUGGACAUCUCUAGAGGGCUAAUGGUGACUUGUGGGAGUGACCGGAUUGUGAAGAUCUGGGACAUGACGCCAGUAGUUGGUUGCAGCCUUGCAACUGGCUUCUCUUCACGCUGAUCUCAUACCUGACAGGUUUAUGCACCUUAUGUACAGCAAUAUGCACCGAAUGAAUGGAAUCCUUCUUAAGAAUAUUACUGCAAACACUGGUUGCUUGAUUCGUCCCCUGCUGCUGUUCCAGGAUGGACAGUCACCUUUGUAGAGCACGGCUUUUCUGUUGGGCUCACCAGGAAUCUCCUUGGUGUGGAAGUGCAGUUUCACAGCCUCUUGGACUAACGUAAAAUGGCUUACCUGCAAUAUGACACCUUGAUGAAAGGACCUGUUGUUUCUUGGUUUACAUAUGUAGUGUUAACAAUGUGCUAUCUCUGCUGAUAUAUCUUGUACAGAUACCUUGUAGCUAAAACAUUAUCAGAGUAAAAUGAGUGUAGUAAAUUCAAUUUGUGCAAAUAGUAAAAUAACUUAUCCUCUCUUCCGAAAAGCAGUUCUAUAGAAAUACUUUUGAGCAGUCACUGUCUAAACUGCCUCCAAAAGGUAUGUUGGUUAUUCCUAUGGAAGGAGGAGAUACUUCAAAGUGGCAGGUAGCUUCUUUCAGAUGAGAUAGUAAGAGAACCUUUGAUCACACAAGAUUUCCUUUAUUGGCUUUCUUGUAGUGUUUGUGUUCAAGUUCCGUUAUUAGUGAAAUCACUUUUGUGGGACAGCUAUUCUGUUUAGGUAGCUGGUGAGUCUCAGAACAAUUCUAGGCUCUUUAAGUAGUGUUUUAGCAUAGCUAAUAAACUUCCGUAGUUCUUACGAAAACGUGCAGCCCAACUACUGUACUUUAAAGACAGGCCGUAAGUAUGAGCUAUGUACCUUGACAACUAUAAUGCUGUUAGAAUGGGAAGCUAAGCACAUCUGCUUUGGUAAAUGGUUAAGAAAAAAUGGCCAGCUAAAUUUUGGAGACUUUUUCCUGUGGAAAGGCUGAUGUUUAUACAAUGGUAGGGAACCUGUCUCUGCUAAAGUGAAGCAUAAAUUCAAAUACUGCCUUGGUGUUGCUUAAAACGGAUAAAUACUGAGCAAUAAUUACUGAAGUACAAAACAGCUGCUUUUUUCCCUGCACCUAGGUCUGUUAGUCCUGAGAUAUCUGUAUUGAUCCUUUCCUGUUUCAAAGCUGAGAAGUAUGAAGAAGAGCUGAGAGACUUUUAUGACUGUGCAGUUGGCAUGUGCAGGAAAUAACUAGUGAGAUAUUGUCAAUAAAUUGGUCUGUCAGUUGUGUGGAUCUCCUACAUUUGAACACUGUAAGGAGAACUUAUUUUGAAACUUUGAAAGCUAAGGCAGUAUGUCACAGUUUAAGCUUGGAGCUGUUUAGAUUUUUCUGAAAGCAAAUGCAUAUGUGUGAGGACAAAAAAUGUGGGUUGGUCAGCAAGCCCGGAAUAGGUGGUGUUGCACAGCUGUCAAAGGUAAUAGACUCUUUCUGGCAGAGGACUUAAGGGUUAGACUGUCUGUCUUUACAGCAACAAUCAAGUGGUGCUAUGAGUGUUAGUGAAUUCAAGUCCUAGGUGUGUAACUUGACACUAAUAAUCUGCAUUGGACCAUGUUGUAGGCUGAAAUAGAUGAAGAUCAUGGUGUCAUUAAUAUGUCAUGAUUCACUUGCAUUUUAAGCCAAAAAAGCUGAUAGUCUCAAAAGGGCAUUAGAAUCCAAAAUGUGUUAGUUACUGUUAUUUUGGAUCUGGCUUUGUCUGUCUUUCCAUGGGCCUCCUCUGGAUGUUUUGCAAAGAGUCUUUUAAUUUGCUAGGCUUACUGGGCCACUGAAGAAUAAACAAAUCCCUCUUUUGUGGGAAUCCCAAAACUUGUCUUGCCUUCAAUUUGGGAUUUAGCACUUGUCACACUGAUUUGAUUCAUCUCUUGCUACAUGCUGUAUAGCUUGUGGUUUUUUGUGAAGGUUUAUUUCUAAGCUAUUGAGAGAAAAUCAGCUUGUACCAGAAAAAAGUUGCAGCUUUCUGCUCUGAAGGCCUUCACCCUUGUAAAUUAGGAAUGAGUGGUUGAAGGGGUGAAUAAGCCCUGAUAAUGCUCUGCAUUCACUUUCAGACUUCUUCGUGUCUGACUCUGGAAGAGAAUGGAAGCCUUCUUCCUUGCAGCAUGUAAGGCAGAACAGGAGUUACAUUGCUAGAACUGUUUCAGAUCCUACUGUGGUAGGUAAGGAGGAUCUAGGGUCAUGAGUUAAGCUGGGAGAUUGAUGUAGAUGUGGGAUGAAUAGCAUAUUUUUCAAACCAGAUGCUCUGAAACUUACACCAAUGAUACUGAGGUGUAACUCCUUUGCAGCUAGCACUCCUGAGCUUCAGCUUUUUUUAGUUCUGAUUAGUCAAUGUGCCCCCUGCUGAGCAUGCAGCUCCCCCCCUUCCCUGUGAAUACUUCCUUUGCUCCUUUACAUUACGGUUUUGCCACUAGAUAAUAUAUUCUCUACUACAUAUUGUUAAACCUAAGGAAUCUAUUUUCUAUAAUGAUAUACUUAAAAGAUAGUGUUGGUUCAGAUAUAACAAGACAAUUAUGGCUGCUAAAUCAUUAGUCAUUUAAUUAUACUCUUGGUGUUGAAUGAGUAAUGCUUACAAACCACUAAAGAGAUAGUGUUUUUGUUUAUAAACAACUAUUUUGAAGGAGCAUACUCUCAUGAAACUGAACAUACUUCAACUAUGUCAGCUCAACUGUGCAAUUACUGAGAAGGCUCGAUUUGAAGCAUAACUAAUCUCGCUUGUAUAACCUCCUUCAUUAGGGCAGGGAAGGGGAGCAAAGGGUACUAAUAUGUGCUAAUUCUUUACUAGUUGUAUUUCUGUACCCUGCAUAGUUAAGAGAUGCUAGAUAAAUCUGUCCCUUGCUCCUUCCUGUCUGUUUUUUAAUCUUUGAUUACAUGUACAAUAAAAUAUUUCUUGAUUAUUCACUUAG